Molecule: messenger RNA, 1389 nt
Organism: Neohortaea acidophila
Lineage: Eukaryota; Fungi; Ascomycota; Dothideomycetes; Mycosphaerellales; Teratosphaeriaceae
Exons: 3
Coding region: 126-908 (260 amino acids)
Source: RefSeq, a predicted model, not a curated record
CUCCCUGUCUAUCACGUUUCGAUGUUAGUCAGCUCACGAUGUCGUCGAAGCUCCGCUUGGCUUCCUACAUCUCUUAGUAACCUUUUGGCAUUCCCCAACACUGGCCCAUACCAGGCGUAUUCCCUAUGCUAACAACAGAUGCAUCGCCAAACUUCGAAGCGUUCAGAGACUGUCUGUCGACGGCGGUAAUCAGCAAGCUUACAGCACCCACGAAGUCCAAGAAGCAACGGCCCGCAAAAGGGCGCAAAAACGAUGGCCGUCCCUCUAAUGAUUCCCUAAAUAACGACGUCACGGCCAGCGAGGGCGAUGGAGACCUGGAAGAUUUCAUCGAGUAUCUAUCCGCAGAGAUCUUUAGGGAACUCCCCGCAGACCUACGCACAAUCUCCUACGCAGCCGUCCAAGACAACACCACCCUGGCGGAAAAAUACACCACCCCGCUGGACUCGAAAGUCAUCUCACAGAUCGCGGAAACACUCCCGCCGUCCAUCUCGGACUCGCUGUGUACGUACGGCAUGCUGGACGACGCGGCGGAUCUCGAUCGCUUCCUCGAUCCCAUCCUCGGUGGCUACGUAGGCACGGCGACCGCCGCUCCGCCGGAGUACACGCCUGCUGUGACGGCGAGUCGGCCUGCGGGUUGCGAGAUUUGCGGGCGCGAACAGCUGCCGUUGACGUAUCAUCAUCUCAUUCCGAGGCAGGUGCAUGCGAAGGCUGUAAAGCGGGGAUGGCAUAAGGAGUGGGAGUUGAAUAAGGUUGCCUGGCUGUGUCGUGCGUGUCAUUCUUGCGUGCAUCAUGUGGCGUCGAACGAGGAGUUGGCGAGGGAUUUCUACGAUUUGGAGAAGCUGUUGGCGAGAGAGGAUGUGCAGAGGUUUGCGCGGUGGGUGGGCAGGGUGCGAUGGAAGGCGAGGUGAGGCAUGUGACAGACGAUGUUACUGCACGAGCACUACGAUCUAAGCCUCGAGAACGAUUCAGGUUGUCUAUUUCGAGCCCAAUUCGAUCGUGCCGUGUCAAUCGCACAUCGACCGAGGGUAGACUGCUUAUAGCUCACACUGCUACACGUCUGCUCAAAAAGGCAGCACACACCAGGAGCAGAUGCCAGGCAUGGUUAAGCAGGUUGCGCCACAGGGACGAAUGUGGCACUCGUGCGCAACGGAGCAGCCUGUUUGCGGCAAGUCGAGCCCUGACGAGCCGAGGGAGGCGGCGGUGGUGCCAUGCGGCUUUGGGGCUUUGAGGCGGUGAAGUUGUGGCGCUGCAGAUGAGAUGCCUCGGUUUCAGGUGAUUGAGAAUGGCCAAGAAUAGCAGAGAGUAUGAUGGUUUUUCGUUGAAUACAUUUCUCAUAGUUUAAUGUUGAAGCACGACGGUAUUUGAGAGGAUAGAAUCAUAAUCUCCAGC